ACUGUGAAAACUUUCAACUAUCACAGCUGUGGUGGGUUCAAUGUGGAGAAAGUUCAGUAUAAGAAUGUGAUGUUCACUGUUUGGGAUGUUGGUGGGCAAGAGAAAUUACGGCCACUUUGGAGGCAUUAUUUUAAUAAUACAGAUGGAUUGAUCUAUGUUGUUGAUUCCUUGGACCGUGAAAGAAUUGGCAAAGCAAGAGCAGAGUUUCAGGCCAUCAUCAAAGAUCCUUUUAUGCUCAACAGUGUCAUCUUGGUGUUUGCCAACAAACAGGACAUGAAAGGAGCAAUGACACCAAUGGAAGUAUGUGAAGGAUUAGGUCUCUUUGAACUUAAGAACAGAAAAUGGCACAUCCAAGGGACUUGUGCACUCAGAGGAGAUGGUCUGUAUGAAGGUUUAGACUGGUUAGCUUCAACUCUGAAAGAAAUGAGAGCUGCUGGAUACUCUUCUGUGGGCACCUCAUCAUUCUAAUACACCAGAUUCACUUGAAAACUUGAGGUUCGUGCAGAUUAAGCCACAAGCAUCAAGGAAGUCCUAAAAUGUAAUCAAAUUUUUGUGGGUUGUCUGAAGUGAACAGAGUUUAUGAGGGUUCUUACAUUUUGUCCCACUGGGUACUAUCUGACUUCCAACAAUGUAAAUUGAAAUUCUAAUGAGACCCUGUAAUUGAAAGUUAAAUUGGAAACUGGGAAUAUAUUAAUAUACAUAUAUAUGCUUAGAUGUCCCUUUA
This is a messenger RNA of Jatropha curcas, 724 nucleotides long. Lineage: Eukaryota; Viridiplantae; Streptophyta; Magnoliopsida; Malpighiales; Euphorbiaceae. The record is from RefSeq and is a predicted model, not a curated record.